AUGAGCGGGCGGUCGUACUGCACGGUGUAUGUGGGCAACCUGCCCGGCGACACGCGCGAGAGCGAAGUAGAGGACCUUUUCGCCAAGGUGCGGGGACUUCGGUACGGCAAGAUCCUCGACAUUGAGCUCAAGCUCCCGCCUCGGCCCCCCGGCUUCGCGUUCGUGGAGUUCGCGGACCCAAGGGACGGGGAGGACGCCGUCCGCGGGCGCGAUGGGUACGACUUCGACGAGAACUGCCUGCGCGUGGAGCUUGCACACGGCGGCCGCGAAGGGGGCGGCGGGUUUGGGGGCGGCCGAGGGAGGGGGGGGGACUUUCCAGCGGAGGCGGUCGCGCCGAACAAACCUCGUACAGCAUUUCCAGUGCGUGAGGAUCACCAGGGAGGCUCCAGUGCAUCUGCCGACGAAAAGCUUCGCAACGCAGAACGCUUGUCGAAUUUCAGAUUCGAACAGAAUUCGUGGUGUUACCGACGACCAUCGGAUCGACCGUGCAUGUCGAGCAGCAUGAGCGGGCGGUCGCACCGCACGGUGUAUGUGGGCAACCUGCCUGGCGACACGCGCGAGAGCGAAGUGGAGGACCUUUUCGCCAAGUACGGCAAGAUCCUCGAUAUUGAGCUCAAGCUCCCGCCCCGGCCCCCUGGCUUCGCGUUCGUGGAGUUCGCGGACCCGCGGGACGCGGAGGACGCCAUUCGCGGGCGCGACGGGUACGACUUUGACGGGAACCGCCUGCGCGUGGAGCUCGCGCAUGGCGGGCGCGGAGCAGGGGGCGGGUUCGGGGGGGGGCGGGGGGGGGACUUCCAGCGCGGACCGUCGCGGCGAACCGAGUACCGCGUCAUUGUGAAAAAUCUCCCCACCUCCGCUUCCUGGCAAGAUCUCAAGGACCACAUGCGGCGGGCGGGCGACGUGUGUUUUGCGCAGGUCUUCAAGGAGAGGGACGGCAUGAUGGGCAUAGUGGACUACAGCAACGAGGAGGACAUGAAGUAUGCGAUCCGCAAGCUAGACGACUCUGAGUUCAAAAACCCCUUUUCCCGCGGCGUCUACAUUCGAGUGCGUGAGGAGAGCAAGACGGGUCGCGACCGCAGCCGGUCACCUCGUCGCCGUGAGCGGUCCCGGUCCCGCUCACGCUCGCGCUCCCGCUCUGCCUCUGGUUCGCGCUCUCGCUCCCGCUCCAAGUCCAAGUCGCGCUCGCGAUCGCCCAAGAAGAGUGGUUCCAAGUCGCCCUCUCGCUCGCGCUCUCGAUCCAAGUCCCCUGCCAAGUCCCCUGAGCGUGCUCGCUCUCCUGUGAGCCCUCCUUCCCCUCCCUUGCCGUGCUCUGCUUGA
Messenger RNA from Closterium sp. Naga37s-1, 1317 nucleotides. The record is from the annotation of a GenBank genome assembly. Lineage: Eukaryota; Viridiplantae; Streptophyta; Zygnematophyceae; Desmidiales; Closteriaceae.